Molecule: messenger RNA, 1368 nt
Organism: Exophiala bonariae
Lineage: Eukaryota; Fungi; Ascomycota; Eurotiomycetes; Chaetothyriales; Herpotrichiellaceae
Exons: 2
Coding region: 1-1368 (455 amino acids)
Source: RefSeq, a predicted model, not a curated record
AUGUCUCGACACGAGACUGGAAGAUUUGAGCUCGAUGAGCCAGAGAUAACUGAUUUCUUUGAUGUCGAUGGGCCACUCUCAUGCGCCAAAUAUCUCGGAUUUCCCACCAUCAACGAUUUCUGCAACUUCCUGGACAGUUCUUCCUUUCGGCCUUUCUAUGAACAGUACGACCAGUGGGACACCCAACAAAACCUGCACCAGGUAUCCGUCGAACCGUUCUUCACAAUCCUAGAUCUGAUCGUGAGUCGGGAUAAGAAGAGCCGGACCCAGUACGACCAUGGCCUUGUCACCGGACAGCCCUCACCCUGGUGGCGUAGAGUUGAAUACAUCUUAUCAACCAUCCUUCAGGUUUUCUACAAGAAUUACAAUGCAUCGCGACUACACUGUAUUGGUCAAGAAUUUCCUGCAGAACCCACUCCUGCACGUUGGAACAACAUCUGGAACAUCUUUCGCUUCUGCGUAAAGUACGACUACUUCUCCGCAAAGUCACAAAUGUGGGUCCGAAGCUGCAGUCUCCUGGAACAUACCAUUGUGGCGCCAUCAUACAUGGCACUAAGCGCGGAGUCUGAAGAUAAGGCGAAGGAUAGAGGCUACCGCAUCACCUGGGAAAAUAUGCCUGUCAACACUCCACACGCACUUCUAGAAAUUCCAAUGACGGUGCUACUCCCCGCCCGGUGCUUCGACUCAUACCGCAUUCUCCAGCACUGGAUCACUGACCAGUAUGGGCUCCUAUGGCGAAAACUCAAGAUUGACCAUAUCGAGUUUCGGGUACUUGAUGGCUCAGAGACCUUCGAAGAGGCAGAGCGUCGUGGAUCACCGUGGAGAACACUCCUACGAUACGUGCAAGAGGGUCGGGCCAUGAGUUUCAGCUUCUACACAACCAGGUCACCAAUGGGGAGCAGUAACGACGAAUAUUUUGGUUACAAAGCUCCCAAUGCCUCUGCUUUCAGGAGAACCUAUGUGAUUGAGGCGAAUGAACUAACUGAUGAAGAGUGGGAGCGUCCCAACAAUUCCGAGCCAUCAACAUUACCGAAGAAACGGGGCCAGCCAAGUGAGGACCUGCAGCCAGUAGAACGACAGCGAGCCGAGCCACCAAAGAAACUCCGCAAGCCCAGUACCAUGGUCAAGAAGCUUCGACGCAUUCGUCAAAAGAGAGAACCCGGUGAGACGCAAGAAGAGGCUCGUGUCGCAAAUGAAGUGGAUCAGAGAUCGGAAUGGGAUGCUUCCUUGAGGAGGGGAAGUCUGAAGGUGAAGAAUUGGGCGACAUUGGCAUCUGCUACACGCAUCCCCUGUGCUACCCCUGAAUUGAUCAGCGAGGACAAGCCAGCUAAAGAACCCGAUCAGCAGGUCACAAAUCCUGCACAGUGA